Messenger RNA from Penicillium verrucosum, 636 nucleotides. RefSeq lists its product as uncharacterized. NCBI's taxonomy places the organism in Eukaryota, Fungi, Ascomycota, Eurotiomycetes, Eurotiales, Aspergillaceae. Bases 1 to 636 code for a protein of 211 amino acids. The record is from RefSeq and is a predicted model, not a curated record. The transcript has 3 exons.
AUGUCUGGCUCCUCUUCCCCGGCUGGAAAGCCUGGAAAAGACCAUGUCGUCAAAUCUAUUGACCAUGAAGCUGCAAAAGAAACUCAAAGCCCAUCUUCCGAUGCCAGCUCGCACAAUUCGAAGCGGCCCCGUCUCUCCACCGAGGCUGAGAGCCCUCGCGCCUCGGAUAUGGAUGCGAUCACCGCUGCACUUGCCGCUGAAGAGGAAAAGCGACAGCAAGCUGUCGCACGAGCAGCUGCAGAGGCCGGUGAGACACACUGGGUUUUGGACGUUCCUGCUACACCCCAACCCACUCAGCAGCCUAUGGUAUUGGCUGCAGACUCCCUGGAUGCAGAUGACGAUAGCUACUCCGGUGGUCGACGUGCGUAUGGCAAUUUCAAGCGCAAAGAGCGCAAGCCACAAACUACACCACGAAAGGAGGGCGAUGAAGAUGAGGUCAUAGUCAACCCAUCGAACCCACAAGAAGUCAGCAAAAUGAUGGAAAAUGCCAGACUCAAGGCAGAAGCCGACACCAGAGCAAACCCACGACAGACGAAACUGUCUGAACUCACGAGUAUAUCUGGUUCUGGCCGGGGGUCUUUGUUGGGAGCCCCAUCCUCUGACAAGAAGAAGAAGAAGAAGCGCAAGAGCUACUAA